Molecule: messenger RNA, 1173 nt
Organism: Microthlaspi erraticum
Lineage: Eukaryota; Viridiplantae; Streptophyta; Magnoliopsida; Brassicales; Brassicaceae
Source: the annotation of a GenBank genome assembly
AUGGAGAAGGUGAACAUCGAGCCAUGUGUGAAGAUGGACACCCAAACCCUUGAUCUUCUCAAGAUAAGAGAUGAUGUCACAUGGUACAUAAGGAAGCUAGGCUUGAGCAAGCUCUUCAAGCUAGAGUGUAGUGAGUACUCACAACUCACCAAGGAGUUCCUCUCCACAGUAGCUCUUGCCUUUCCCAACCACAAUGGAGACCAACCAGCUGGUGAUGGACUCCUACUCUUCAAGAUAGGCGAUGCCAAUGGGCGCAUCUCCAUCUCAGCUCUAUGCCAACUCUUUGGACUUCCCAAUGAGACAGCACAUGACUUCAAGGAGAACUCAAAGAGGAAACAAGCUGCCUUUGCUGAUUGGACACACUUUGCCAAUGAACCAUUCUUGCCUUCAAGGUCAAAGGUGUCUAGAAUCACUCAUCCAGCCAUUCGCUAUGUGCACCGCCUCAUCUCCACCACUUUCCAAUGCAAACAAGAAGCCAACAAGGUCACAACUGAUGAGUUCUACAUCCUCACCACACCAUUCAUCAAGCAUGAGUACAAGGCCAACCUUGGACUUUUACUUGCCAAGACAUUCAUCAAUGUGAGGAAGCUAGCUCAAGACUUGGAAGGCAACAAGAAGCUUUGUGUUCGUUUUGGGAGGCUUAUCACGGCCAUACACAUCCACUUCCUAAACCGUUGGACUAAAGACCCAACUCGGUUUUGCUAUGAGUUUCCAAUUGGUCCAGCCAACACUUCCCUUGUCUUGCUGCCACAUGAAGACAUCCCAAGCCUACGCUCAGGAGUUGUCACUUUCCAGCCCAAUGAGGAAGACUUCUAUGUUCCAUCAAGUGAGAAACCAUCAUUCCCCAUGCUCACCUAUCGCACACUUCAGCAUGCAGUCAAGACUCAACGCCGCCACCAAGAACGCCAUGUUCUCACUACUGGCAUGGCUGCGCACCAAGCUCUAGACCGUGUUAACAAGCUGGAGAAGAUAGUGGAAUGCCAAUCUCGCUUCAUCUCACGCCUAGUCCGUGUAGUUCGCCACAUUGCACCGGAGAGACUCUUUCGCCCUUCUUCCACCGCUAGAGAGCCAUAUGAGCCUGACCUUGGUGAGUUCUCACUAGACUCAGAGCUUGGUUCAGAAGGCGAUGACCCCAUAGAUGAGGAAGAGAGUUCUUCUCACUGCCACACAUAG